Molecule: messenger RNA, 1224 nt
Organism: Sinocyclocheilus grahami
Lineage: Eukaryota; Metazoa; Chordata; Actinopteri; Cypriniformes; Cyprinidae
Product: storkhead-box protein 1-like
Exons: 3
Coding region: 667-1224 (185 amino acids)
Biological process (GO): regulation of transcription by RNA polymerase II
Cellular component (GO): cytoplasm; nucleus
Molecular function (GO): RNA polymerase II transcription regulatory region sequence-specific DNA binding
Source: RefSeq, a predicted model, not a curated record
UGAAGGGGAGUAAAUGAAGAGAAUCUUUAUUUUUGACUGGGAUUGCGCCUGCAGUGCCUCUCCUCCGCCGUUAGAGGGCAUCACUAUCAGAGCUGCGGGAGCUUCAAGGUAAUAACCUGCUUUACACACCGUAAACCACACAGGCUUCGUCACGCACCGGCCUGCAGGGACCCACCGCAUCUCGACGAGGGAAAAAAAUAAGACGAGAAAUCUUAUUUUUGCUUUUGACGCGAACCUAUUGUUCAUCCAGGGACGUUAAGAUAAUGUUUUUCUCCAUGCCGCAUCCCUGCUGGAAGAGGAUGUCAUUAUUUUCACGCCGUUGUCUCUGAUCAAGGUGAGGAAUGGAUAAUAUGCGGCGAUUUCAGCGGAGAAUAACAUGAUCACCUGCGUAUUUUCCCCUUAAAAUGACAUUCCGCAUCCACCCAAGCCUUUGUUUGGAAUAAUAAUGACCUUAUCCUUUCUAUAUCACCAUAAUGUUCUUUUAUUACAAUAAUUGCAUCCAGGCAGGUCAAAUGAACUAACGCGCAAACGCGCUCUUUGUCUGGUUGCGGGCGCGCGCUCAAUCAGUCAAUCAAUCAAUCAAUCAAUCAAUCCAUCCAUCGCCUUAUUUGCGUUUCCACGCGCGUGGAAUGCGUCGAGUCUAACGAAGCAUCUUCGAGGGGAUCAAUGGAGCCGUUCCUGCAGAUCGCGCCGCACUCUCUGGCCAUCGUGCUGUCGCGCGUCGUGGCGGAGGACGCGCCCGGAGUGACGGAGAGCGAGGAGCCGCCGCACCAUCACACCGGCUACGAGAUAUUCGCCGACUUCAAAUCACUGAACAUGAAAUAUUUCUGGAAUAAGAUGGUGGCCGAUGCCAUAGCCGAGACCUUCUUCCUGGGCUGGAUAGACGAGCAUGUGUUGCUGAUCCAGGGGAAGGAGGAUCACCUGGAGGUGUUGAGGGAGGCUUGGAUGAGGAGGUCCCUCAAACCACCGCAGGGCUUCGACAUCAAAUACCUCGCGUCGCUCCAGUGGGUUCCAUUGGGUUCUUAUGUCAUCUGGAAGACAUCCUGUGAGUGCUAUGGCAACUGCGGAACAGGGGACACUGGCCAAAUGAUUCCGGAACUCAAUCCCAGGUCUUCUCUCACAGAAGAAAAACAAAGCUUUAAAUUCUUGAAAUUCAAGGUGGUCUCCAAAUUUGGAGGUUUAGAUGCUUUCUUGACCAGAAAAGGGGCUCAGCAUAGCAUUUAG